GCAUCUUUCAUAUUACAGCAUCCCGAUUCGGAGGUCUCGCCCAGCCAGGAAUUUACUUUUUCAAAAUUUUGAAGUUAUUGUUGGUUUGCAGUUUAAAAACUGACAGUCAAUGUGGUUUUAGAACACCGCAAUGGGGAACUCCAUGAAAUUACUAAAUUUCAAACUUUGCUUCCUCGGUUUAAUAGCUGCAAGUUACGCCCAAGCAUCCGUGGUACACAUCGAAGCGAAUCCUGAUGCCAAAAGGUUGUACGAUGAUUUACUCAGCAAUUAUAAUCGGCUCAUUCGUCCGGUUGUGAAUAAUACCGAGACAUUGACAGUAUGGCUUGGACUCAAGUUGUCUCAGUUGAUUGAGGUCAGUCUUCGCAAUCAGGUUAUGACGACCAAUCUUUGGGUGAAGCAAAAGUGGUUUGAUUACAAACUCAAGUGGGACCCGGAAGAAUAUGGCGGUGUAGAAAUGUUGUAUGUGCCAUCCGAGCAAAUAUGGCUUCCUGACAUUGUACUGUACAAUAAUUGGGACGGAAAUUACGAGGUUACGCUAAUGACAAAAGCUACGUUAAAAUACACCGGAGAGGUAUUCUGGGAGCCUCCAGCAAUCUACAAAUCGUCUUGUGAGAUGAACGUGGAAUACUUUCCGUAUGACGAACAAACGUGUCUAAUGAAGUUUGGUUCGUGGACUUACAAUGGUGCUCAAGUUGAGUUGAGGCAUUUGGAUCAGGUACCCGGAAGUAAUCUUGUUCAAAUUGGUAUUGAUUUGAGUGAGUUUUACCUCUCAGUUGAAUGGGAUAUUUUGGAAGUGCCAGCAAGUCGUAACGAAGAAUAUUAUCCAUGUUGUCCUGAACCAUUCUCUGAUAUCACUUUCAAACUAACAAUGAGACGCAAAACUCUGUUUUACACUGUGAAUUUGAUAAUCCCUUGCGUCGGAAUCACGUUCUUGACCGUUCUUGUCUUCUAUUUGCCUAGUGAUUCUGGAGAAAAGGUGACAUUGUGUAUCUCAAUUCUUGUAUCACUUACUGUGUUCUUCUUGCUGCUGGCUGAGAUCAUUCCCCCUACGUCACUGGCUGUGCCAUUACUCGGAAAAUAUCUUCUGUUUACCAUGAUUCUAGUAUCAUUAUCGGUUUGGACAACUGUUUGUGUUCUAAACGUUUGGUAUAGGAGUACCUCUACACACAAGAUGUCACCUAUAGUGCGGCGACUGUUUUUGGAGAUCAUGCCAAAGAUUCUAAUGAUGCGUCGUGCUAAAUAUACAUUACCGGACUAUGAUGAUUCAACUCCAAGCAAUGGAUACACCAACGAGAUUGAUAUGAGGAUUAUGUGCGAUUAAUUUGGAUUAAUAUACUUCUGUUUGGUCUAAUAAUGAAACUUCAGUCAACUAGCUACUGGUUUCGGUAAAUUCAGACUGAAAUAAUAACUGAAUUUGAGAUUAUGCACCACUGGUUUGUAUACAACAACAAAACUUUGGGAAUCCUCUACGAGAAGCAACACGCUAGCAACAUUGAGAAGCCCAAAAAUUUGUUUCAAAACCAUCCAACACUAGUCCAGUAAUGGAAGCCUGCUGAACGGUGUACUGGGCGUCGCCCAACGUUGGUCCAGCAAAAAACCAGCAUUGGACGAUUCUGAAACACGGAUUUCUUAGGGGGAUGAAUUUUGCACAAGUUACGAAUAUCAAAAAUGCACAACUUUUUAUGCGCACGACACCAAGAAGCGUGCGUUGUUCAAUCAGCAGCAGUAUCAUCAUCGUCAUCAUGCGCUCUAGAGAUAUUGUUCAGCGAGCCAAUCAGAAACUAGCUGAAUCUUGGUUCUUGGAUAUUUUUAGCUAUAAAUAUGCUUGUUCUAAUGCAUUAAAUGAUUCAGUUUGAUACUACACUUUUUUUUUCUUGUUUGCUUGAUGAAAACAUCAUCCAGGAUCUUCAUUUGGCCAUUGCUCGGCGUUCUACCGAGUCGCUUAAAGGCAGUUCAGUGCAUCUAUUUCGUAAUGAAUUA
This is a messenger RNA of Topomyia yanbarensis, 1980 nucleotides long. RefSeq names its product acetylcholine receptor subunit beta-like 2 (gene nAChRbeta2). The record is from RefSeq and is a predicted model, not a curated record. The transcript is spliced from 7 exons. Gene Ontology annotation, cellular component: postsynaptic membrane; synapse; neuron projection. NCBI's taxonomy places the organism in Eukaryota, Metazoa, Arthropoda, Insecta, Diptera, Culicidae. Bases 131 to 1321 code for a protein of 396 amino acids. Gene Ontology annotation, molecular function: transmembrane signaling receptor activity; acetylcholine-gated monoatomic cation-selective channel activity. Gene Ontology annotation, biological process: regulation of membrane potential; signal transduction; chemical synaptic transmission.